Microcebus murinus (gray mouse lemur) is the source of this 4391-nucleotide messenger RNA. The record is from RefSeq and is a predicted model, not a curated record. Lineage: Eukaryota; Metazoa; Chordata; Mammalia; Primates; Cheirogaleidae.
CGCCGCCGCCGGGAUCUGCGCUUCGCUGUCGCACAUUCUACACGCGGCCCAAACAGUCUCGCUCUUUCAAAUAUCCCUCUUUCUGCCUUUCUUUUCUCCUGAGGCGCUUGAAAAAAUUGGAGAAGGCUUAAAUAGAAAAGAAAUCAACUUUCAUGGAGAUUUCGAGGAUUUAAAAGACUAAAUAUGACGUCCACGUUGCAGCGAAAGUGCAUGUGCCAUUAGGCAAUUGGAUUUACCCUGUAGCCUUCUUUCUCCCCUCCCACCCCCCCGCCUUCACUGAAGCGGAUGAAAACAAACAGUGACGAUGGCGGCUCCAGGAAGCUACCGGCUGUUGGGCUUAAGGCAGGAGUGAUCUCUUGACCAGAGAGGGAAGCCCUGAAGAGCGCCGGUCGACGGCAGUGCGACAAAUCGCGCAAUCUUGGGAGCAAAACGCCCGAGGCCUGGAGCCAGGAGCCUUCUGAAACGUGAGGUAUCUGUCUGCGACCUGUGCUGUCACUGCAGCCCGGAGCGCGGAACCCUCAGCCGGCGGCGCGGCUGGCCGGCCCCAGGCUCGGGCCUUCGUAAUGAGAGCCCAGAGCCUCUCUCUGUGCCGCCGCUUCACAGAUUCCUAUAGGCAAUGGAAACUGAUCUCAAUUCCCAAGACAGAAAGGACCUGGACAAGUUUAUUAAAUUUUUUGCCCUUAAGACUGUCCAAGUGAUUGUCCAGGCUCGACUUGGUGAAAAGAUUUGCACCCGUUCAUCUUCAUCCCCAACUGGUUCAGAUUGGUUCAAUUUAGCAAUCAAAGACAUCCCAGAGGUUACACAUGAAGCAAAGAAGGCACUGGCAGGGCAGCUGCCUGCUGUCGGGAGGUCUAUGUGCGUGGAGAUCUCACUCAAGACUUCGGAGGGAGAUUCCAUGGAGCUGGAAAUAUGGUGUCUUGAAAUGAACGAAAAGUGUGAUAAAGAAAUCAAAGUGUCCUACACAGUGUACAACAGACUGUCAUUGCUGCUGAAAUCUCUCCUUGCAAUAACUAGGGUGACACCAGCCUACAGACUCUCCAGAAAACAAGGGCAUGAAUAUGUCAUAUUAUACAGGAUAUAUUUUGGGGAAGUUCAGCUGAAUGGUUUAGGAGAAGGCUUCCAGACAGUUCGUGUUGGGACAGUGGGCACCCCUGUGGGCACCAUCACUCUUUCUUGUGCUUAUAGAAUUAACUUGGCAUUCAUGUCUACGAGGCAAUUUGAGAGGACCCCACCUAUCAUGGGGAUUAUUAUUGAUCACUUUGUGGACCGUCCCUAUCCCAGCUCCUCUCCCAUGCACCCCUGCAAUUACAGAACUGCUGGUGAGGACACUGGAGUAACAUAUCCAUCUGCAGAAGACUCUCAGGAAGUGUGCACCACUUCUUUUUCCACUUCUCCUCCAUCACAGUGUGUGUUUACUGUCACAAAGGCACAUUUUCAGACCCCUACUCCUGUGGUGACGGACACUCUGAGGGUCCCCAUGGCAGGACUGGCCUUUUCCCAUCAACUCUCAAGCUCUCGCCUUUCCUAUCAGCCUGCUGCCCUGGGCGUUGGAUCAGCUGACCUGGCUUAUCCAGUAGUGUUUGCUGCUGGCUUAAACGCUACACACCCUCACCAGCUCAUGGUUCCUGGGAAGGAAGGUGGGGUACCCCUUGCUCCUAACCAACCUGCCCACGGUGCCCAGGCUGACCAGGAGAGAUUGGCAACCUGCACCCCUUCUGAUGGGGCCCACUGUGCUGCCACACCUUCCAGCAGUGAGGAUACUGAAACUGUAUCAAACAGCAGUGAGGGACGGGCCUCCCCCCACGAUGUCUUGGAGACCAUCUUUGUCCGAAAAGUGGGGGCUUUUGUCAACAAACCCAUCAAUCAGGUGACUCUGACGAGUUUGGACAUACCUUUUGCCAUGUUUGCUCCCAAGAAUUUGGAGCUGGAGGAUACUGAUCCCAUGGUGAAUCCUCCAGAUUCCCCAGAGACAGAGUCUCCUCUCCAAGGCAGCCUGCACUCUGAUGGCUCCAGCGGGGGCAGCAGUGGCAAUGUCCAUGACGACUUCGUUAUGAUUGACUUCAAACCAGCUUUUUCUAAAGAUGACAUUCUUCCGAUGGAUUUGGGGACCUUUUAUCGUGAGUUUCAGAACCCUCCUCAGCUGAGCAGCCUCUCCAUAGAUAUUGGAGCACAGUCCAUGGCUGAAGACUUGGACUCAUUACCAGAGAAGCUGGCUGUGCACGAGAAGAAUGUUCGAGAGUUUGACGCCUUUGUAGAAACCCUGCAGUAAAAGUGUCCUCCAGGACCAGUAGCAUCCCCUUUUCGUGGCUCCAGGGGACAGAGAGCCUCACGUGCAUCAGCUGCUCCCAUCCCUCAUCCUGCUCCAAGCUAGGUGGACGGGAGGGUGGUUCCCCCACAGGGAUCCAAAAGUCUCUGCUCCUGGACCUCCUGGAAACUCCUUGGCGGCAGUCACCCCAGUACCAGCAUUUGAGCGGACUCACCCUCUGGCCUUGGAGGUGGGGAGAUCGUUUGUACAAAGGGGUCCUCAGCAGGGCCAUAAUCAGCUGCUUCACAGGGGUGUCACCCUGUUCCUCCUGCUGCCAGCCCCUUUACCUGGGCCUGCCCUGAAGCUGGCCCCUCGCCUGCCUGCUGUUGCCAUCAACCAUUUGACAUUCCAACUGGCGGCCCAGAAACUGGUGCAGAGGCAGAAAGAGGAAGGAGACAGUGCUGGGAGGAAGGAGGGGAGGGGGUCUUUUAGGUUCUUCGUUGUCUCUUUCACCUCCUGCUAGCUUCUUCCUCUUUCUCUCCCUCUCUCUGCCACCUGUGCCUGUACUUCUGGCAAUAUGACAGGCCUGCUUUCCCAAGAUAGAACUCCAAGGCCAGCCACUCGCACCCGAAGGUGGUGCAGCCCUUCCUAGAGGGUCAGAGCAGUUCUGGGGGCUGCCUGUGCUUAGCUCCUCAGCGACACGGGAAACAUAAACAGAAUCCUGUCUCUCUAGGAUUCUGUCACUGAGAGUCACGACAAAGUUUCCUUCCUUCCCCAUUGCUGCUCCUUGGUUAUAGAACACAGUAAAUAUUUAUUACUUUCAGAGAAAUCAGAUAUUUUAUAGAGAAGAUAUGUUUGAGGUUAGAUGUUUUCACUCGGGGAAGGUGGAGGGCCUCUUCCCGGGGCAGAGGCCUCCUCCUGUGGAGGCUCUUCAGAGUCCAGGCUGCUGCUCUGAGGAUCUUCUUUCAAGGCUAGGGCUGGCUGAGGGCCACGUAACCUCCCAGAACUGCUGCAUUUGAACUGACAGAGGCUUUACCCUGGACACUGACAUGUUCCUGGUGAGAGCCGUACGUCUCCCACGGCUUCUGCAGAGUGACUGACUCCAUUCUGGCUGCCCAGGAAGUCUUGGGUGCUAAAUGUGAUGACCACAUAUAGUGCCCAAGGGACUUUGUGUGUCCCUCUCCUGCAGGGGUACUUGUUCCUGAUCCUUGGCGCUGGACUACGGAGCUUUUCCUCCUCCUGCAGAGGCCUAGCCACCACCUCCCUUCGGUCCCUGGGUCUAUACACCACCCUGGGGUUUACUAGCUAGAUUGGCUCCUUGUUGAGAAACCAAAACUGGGCAUAUGAUUGACUUAACCCUUCAGGUAUUGUUACUUGAAUAAGUCAAGUGCCUAGCCACAGCCACCAACCAUUUGUCCUCACCUCCCUGGCAGCCCUGACCGUGGAAGAGAGGCCUGCCCCUUUCUUCCUGGCCCACCAAGGGUACUCAUCGGUGGCAGCUGUGCUUCAGUGGAGCAGGUGGCUCUUAAUUGCUUGUUAGUAAACUGCAUGUGACACUGUUCCAUCUAUAAGACCUCUGAGGGGAGCCCUGGCCCUGUGCAUGCUUCAGCUGCCACAGAAAAAUGUUCCUAGCAGUGGUGGCCAGCUCCUGUCUUUGGGCCAGAGCACAUGUGUGGCCUGCUGAACCAGAUACGCCCUCAAAGCCCCGGCCCUGAGAGGGGGAAGGCCUCUGGUAAAUUAUUGAUGCUUUCCCACCCCCUACAUCUCAGCUGCUGCCCUCUAAGUCCUUGCAUGGAAAGGUCUGUUGGCCUCUGUCCAAGGCAGUUUUCUUUGACACCCUGUUGGCCUCCAGGCAGCAGCCUUUCACCAGGGCCCCACCCAUGAAGAGGCCAGGGAGGCUCCACCCUGACUUUGAACUCGGCCUAGGAGGAACAAGGUAACUGUCAGGCUGGCCCUUGCCCCUCAGCCCUGUACCAGAAUAGGUAUGAGCCCUAGACUGACUCCUGCAGCACCCCUGGGAAAGGCUGGGACCAGCCAUCUGUCUCCAGGUGACAGAGUCCCUCCUCCUCCAGCCUACUUUGGAAAUAGUGAGUUACACUUCAAAAUGUAUUCAAGAGAUUUCCAAUAAAAUUUUUUCUGUACUUUA